Colletotrichum higginsianum IMI 349063 is the source of this 468-nucleotide messenger RNA. RefSeq lists its product as uncharacterized. The record is from RefSeq and is a predicted model, not a curated record. The transcript is spliced from 2 exons. NCBI's taxonomy places the organism in Eukaryota, Fungi, Ascomycota, Sordariomycetes, Glomerellales, Glomerellaceae. Bases 1 to 468 code for a protein of 155 amino acids.
AUGGGCGCGGGCGCGAUAGGGCGGCAGAUGGUCGCAAAGACGCGGGCGGCGUAUUACGGCGGGAACAAGUUCCGGCUCCCACUGGAUUGCCUACAGUCGUUCCUGUCGGACAGUCUCGAGGACGGCGAGAUGGACAGUAUCAACCAGCUCAUCCAGAGGGAGCUGCUGAUGCUCCUCCUCUUCACGCGGGCCGAGACCAUCACAAUCCGCCUGUGUCUAAGCCGUGACGCGGCGGACCCGCACUUGCGCCAGCGGAUCCUUGCCCUCGCGCCGGUGGUGAAGAGGCUGUUGGCACAUUUCGGGGACCGCGUCCGCAUAGUGCAGGACGUGCUCCAUCCAUCACCGACAGCGCAGCGUUGUCUCCAGUCCUACUGGGACAGGCCAACCAACGAGACCAGACGCAGAGUAGACGCGGCAAUGGCAAGCCUGGAAGAGUCAAUUCAGGUGGCGAUUGCAGGCUUGGCGUAG